AUGAGGGCCACAUCGACAGAUUCAGCCGCUUUGAUUCUUCUACCCUUCGCGCUGUUCUUCGUACAAGUAAUUGGCGACAGCAAAUCGCGGACGUUCAUGAAUAUUAACGGUCAAAAGUCGCAAUUCAUCUCGUUUGACACUAAAGGUGGAGAUGUCGAAAUCACUUGGGAUGUAUCGGUUCCCUUCUUCACGAUACCGAUGAAUCAUAUAAGCGAGAAUGGCGAGGUGUUACCAUUGCUUAAUGUCAACACGAAAGGAUUGUCAAUUGCUGGUGUACUAACAGCCAUUCUCACUUUAGCGGUGCCCCUUUUAUCGAAGCCGGGCUCGGAAAUGCAAUAUCGAAGUCUCGACUCGCAAUGGUCGCAAAUGGGAGAUACAAUAAACGAAAUCGUGUUUAGCAAUCGGUACAUCACGCCUUGCAUCCAGCGCAUUAUUUGCACCAUCAUUUCCGAGGCGAGUCAUUCCGACAAUCCUACGAGUACCGAUAAGAUUAUCGAUGGAUUAUCAAGUCACAAGUGGUUUAAGGAAUUCACGAAUGGCACAGUCCUUCAAGAAGCUAUCAGGGUAGGUCGAGAAAAGCACCACGACUGCAGCCGCAUGUAUAAGGAAUGCUUUGUGACGCCAAAAAUUCUUAAAAGUAUGAUGGUUCAAUUUGGAGUAAUUUGA
Cyphomyrmex costatus is the source of this 666-nucleotide messenger RNA. RefSeq lists its product as uncharacterized. The record is from RefSeq and is a predicted model, not a curated record. The transcript has 4 exons. Bases 1 to 666 code for a protein of 221 amino acids. NCBI's taxonomy places the organism in Eukaryota, Metazoa, Arthropoda, Insecta, Hymenoptera, Formicidae.